AUGUUAGGUACAUUUGCGCAUAUCUUGCGGAAUAAUGGGUUUUUUGGUUUAUAUAAUGGGCUCUCUGCCGCUCUCCUGCGCCAAAUCACAUAUUCCACAACCCGGUUUGGAAUUUACGAGGAACUUAAAUCCCGAUUUACCUCUCCAUCAUCGCCGCCUGGGUUCCUCACCCUUCUUGGGAUGGCUACUACUUCCGGUAUACUUGGAGGUAUAGCAGGGAACCCAGCUGAUGUACUCAACGUGCGCAUGCAGUCCGAUGCUGCCCUUCCACCUGCCCAACGGCGCAAUUAUCGUCAUGCAUUCCACGGCUUGGUCCAGAUGACGCGGACGGAGGGUGUCUCUAGUCUAUUCCGUGGCGUGGUCCCAAAUUCGACACGAGCCGUCCUGAUGACAUCCUCCCAGCUCGUCUCCUACGACAUCUUCAAGCGUAUCUGUCUUGAGAAAUUAGGAAUGUCGGAUAAUCUGGGUACACAUUUCUCUUCGUCCCUCGCGGCUGGCUUCGUCGCGACGACGGUAUGCAGUCCUGUCGAUGUUAUCAAAACUCGGGUGAUGAGUGCAUCUCCCACCGAGAGCAGGGGUCACGGCAUCGUCGGUCUUUUGCGCGAGAUUAUCCGCAAAGAAGGCUUUGCUUGGGCCUUCCGCGGUUGGGUACCGAGUUUCAUUCGUCUAGGACCGCACACGAUCGCGACGUUCGUCUUCCUCGAGGAACAUAAGAAACUCUAUCGCUUCUUAAAGGGGAUUUAA
Aspergillus puulaauensis is the source of this 744-nucleotide messenger RNA. RefSeq names its product putative mitochondrial dicarboxylate carrier (gene DIC1). The transcript has 2 exons. Gene Ontology annotation, molecular function: oxaloacetate transmembrane transporter activity; malate transmembrane transporter activity; succinate transmembrane transporter activity. The coding region runs from base 1 to 744 and encodes 247 amino acids. Gene Ontology annotation, biological process: oxaloacetate transport; thiosulfate transport; succinate transmembrane transport. The record is from RefSeq and is a predicted model, not a curated record. NCBI's taxonomy places the organism in Eukaryota, Fungi, Ascomycota, Eurotiomycetes, Eurotiales, Aspergillaceae. Gene Ontology annotation, cellular component: mitochondrial membrane.